AUGUCCGUGCAAGCAUCGGACUUCUCUAUCCUCGUCAUCGCGCUCGUCACACUCCUUACCAUAACCCGGACGACAUAUAUGCCAAACGCCUCGACAUGGCGUAAGGUCGCAAUCUGCGUCUCCGUAUGGGUGAUUCCCUUCAUCACCGCGACGAUAGCAACUUCCAUGGGCAAGAUGGGCCCCGUGAGCGGCAACUGGUGCUGGAUUAUGAGCUCUCAGACGGGCCUUCGGUAUGCACUGACGCACGGGUGGAGAAUUGCCAUCAUCUUCUUUACCGCCGGGAUCUACAUCUUCGUGUGGUGGUACAUGAACCGGCACUUCCGCUCGAUGGUCAGCACCACUAUCACUGACCUGAGCGGCGCGACGGAGCGCUCCCGGCGCCGGCGGAAGGGAUUUAACAAAAUGGACAACGGCCAGGACGACGAGCAGCAAGACACGGAGCUGUCGACAGUCAGCAAGUCGAGGAUAUCGAGGGUGCUGGAGGACCAAUGGGAGAUGUCAGCCCCCGAAGCAGCCUACGUGAGGACCAAUGAAGACGAUAUGCACGAUGAGUUCGCGUCCGGGGACCGCAAGAGAGCACGACGCAGCAGGGCCAGCUCGAUGUGCUCCGUGUCCGACUCGGAUGUCGACUACAACGACAUCCACGACCAGAUCAUCGAGGAGGAGACGGGCCACCGGCCACCGACGAUGAAGACGACUGCGAACCGCAAGGCACCACCACCGGCGCUCAGCGGGAGCAAAUUCGACGCCAUGGUCACGACCGACAGCGAGUUCCCACAGCGGCGGCAAACGCGGCAGAUGGAGCGUGAGAUCAAGCGCAUGCUGUUGCUCAACGCGUACCCGAUCAUGUACGUGAUCCUGUGGAUCCCCGGGCUGGUCAACCGCUUCAUGGAGGCGACGGGCAACACGUCGCAGAGCAGGGUGCUGGCGGCGCUGCAGUCGAGCAGUCAAUUUGUCGGGCUGGCGAACGCGCUGACGUACGGGUUUAAUACGGCGCUCAGAAAGAAGAUCAAGGUAUGGUGGCGGAGGAAGGGGAGGAAGGGGAGGUCCGGCAGGAGACGGAGUGGGGCUUGA
Molecule: messenger RNA, 1074 nt
Organism: Diaporthe amygdali
Lineage: Eukaryota; Fungi; Ascomycota; Sordariomycetes; Diaporthales; Diaporthaceae
Exons: 1
Coding region: 1-1074 (357 amino acids)
Biological process (GO): adenylate cyclase-activating G protein-coupled receptor signaling pathway
Cellular component (GO): plasma membrane
Molecular function (GO): G protein-coupled receptor activity
Source: RefSeq, a predicted model, not a curated record